Molecule: messenger RNA, 1187 nt
Organism: Nymphalis io (European peacock)
Lineage: Eukaryota; Metazoa; Arthropoda; Insecta; Lepidoptera; Nymphalidae
Product: aldose reductase-related protein 2-like
Exons: 6
Coding region: 155-1129 (324 amino acids)
Cellular component (GO): cytosol
Molecular function (GO): aldose reductase (NADPH) activity
Source: RefSeq, a predicted model, not a curated record
CCAAGCUGUAACCUUGGUGCACAACAGUUACGCGAUCCCUCUUACUAGCAUUCCGCUUCGUCCGACAAAAUAACAAUCACGUUUUCGAUUACAGCUACUUUAUUUUGUUUACAUAUAAUAAAUAUUGAGUUUAAUUUAAGUGUAUUUAAUAAAAAUGUCUGUUCCUCAAUAUUUCGAGUUAGAAGGCGGCAAUCGCAUGCCGAGAAUCGGAUUCGGUACCUGGCAGGCUCCACCAGAUAUACUAGAAACGUCUGUCGAUGCAGCGCUAGAAGCAGGUUAUCGACACUUCGACUCGGCUCGGGUGUACGACAACGAAGCUGCGCUAGGUCGUGCCCUUAAACGCUGGAUUGGCGGCGAUCCUGCUAAAAGAAAGGAACUAUUUGUUGUUACAAAACUUCCCCCUGGAGGUACUCGACCCGAUUUGGUAAAAGAAUAUUUUGAUGCCUCGUAUCGAGACUUAGGCUUAGAAUACAUUGACCUUUAUCUGCUACAUACUCCUUUCGCCUUUGAACAUGUACCGGGAGAUCUUCAUCCAAAGAACCCAGAUGGCAGCAUGAAAUUUGACUACAAAACUGAUCUCGUUGCUGUUUGGAAAGCUAUCCUCAAGCUUAAAGAAUCGGGUCGAGUACGUCAUGUUGGCGUGUCUAAUGUGAGUGAGGAGCAAAUUAAACGAUUAUAUGCUGUAGAAAAACCGGCGUGUCUACAAGUAGAAAUGCACGUCCUUUGCCAGCAGAAACAUCUGAUCGCCACUGCUAACCAACUCGGAAUACCUGUGGUCGCAUAUUCACCUUUAGGUUCUAAGGCUUUGGCUGAUGCUUUAGCCGAAAAGACUGGGCGUAACUACCCCAGCCUGUUUGAAUUGCCGGAAGUUAAGCAAAUCGCAAAUUCACAUUCACGUACAGCAGCGCAAGUGCUACUUCGAUUCUUAUUGCAACAAGGAGUUGCUACAAUUCCAAAGAGUACGGACCCAGUGAGAAUUAAACAGAAUAUUUCCGUUUGGGAUUUUGAAUUAAGUGAAAAAGAAAUGGAACAGCUACGUGCUCUGGAUCGCGGUGAAGCAGGCCGUAUAUGUGACUUUUCAUUUUUUAUUGGCGCAGAAAAACAUCCGGAAUUUCCAUUCAAAAAAUAAUAAAAUGAUCAAGUGUCCUACAUUUUUUAAAACCUUUAUGUCUGUGUAAUAAUCUUUA